Molecule: messenger RNA, 1260 nt
Organism: Culex quinquefasciatus (southern house mosquito)
Lineage: Eukaryota; Metazoa; Arthropoda; Insecta; Diptera; Culicidae
Exons: 3
Coding region: 451-813 (120 amino acids)
Source: RefSeq, a predicted model, not a curated record
CAGUCAAGCGGUGUGGAUGUUCUGACGGGUUCUUUGUGGCGCGUGCAUCAGUUAGUUUUGUUACGUGUGCUCUUCUUCUUCUGUGUUCGAGUUCGUCCCACACGUAGGUCGGAGCGCUUCUUCGAUGUAAUUACGGCUCCAAGACUUUCACGUGCCCCGUAGCUUGUUGUGGUGCCAGUCAGCCUGUCCUGCCGCGAAGUGGGUUUGUGGUGGCGUGGUGUACACCAGGAAGGAACAGGUUUCUCGCGUGUGCUUCAGAAGAACUUUUUCGCAGGUCAACAACAUUGUGCACAGAACGCUUGACGUGCGUUGCGUGUUGUUUUCGUGGGCUAACAAAAGACGCUUUCAUCCGAGCCGUUUUCCCGAUGUGAAUGCAUUGUUGUGAGAUAAGUUGCGAGAUAGACGGUUAAAAACACUUUUUAAAAGACUGACAGACGCCCAUCAGCCAACAUGGCGAUCGCGUUUUACUGCGAGGAAGAGGAGGACCCCAAGGUCUACUACGAUUCGUAUGGAUACGGCUACCAGUUGCAGUCGCAGCAAUCACAGCAUGCUGCUACUGCACCGCCAGCUACUGGAAGUCAACAACCAGUAGCACAGCAGGCCGCAACUGGUGUUGAUGAAAACAACAACAACAACUGUGCGUUGCACGGAAGCUCGCCGCUGCCGGCAGACGUCGUCAACAACCGGCAAUUGAUGCGAGUCGUCCUGCACCAGGUGUUGUACCGGUGUACGAUGGAAGGUGCCCUCAGUCCCGCCCACACGUCCUGCGUGUUCUGCAACAAAAUCUACUAUCUGUUCCAGCUGCUAUACUGACAUCGUCGUCCCCAGCGGGGUUGGCCCGUCGGCAAUCCGGGCAGCUAGGAGUUCCAACCAUAAAACAAAACAAAACUAAAUAAAAAUCGAAAAAAACGAACUAAACCACUUCAACGAAAAAAAAAAUAAGCGAAAAAAAACAUCAUCAAAGCUAACGAAUCGACGGAUCAGCUGCUGGGAGCUGCGCAGGACGAAAUAUUUCACGUGUUGCCAAGCAGCCCAUUUCUGCGGUGCGCGCAGCCCCAAGUCCCGAUCGCGGAGAUUUCCUGUGAUGAACCAAUUAAACUAUUAAAAGUUUAAGAUUAUUCGGACUAGGCAUUUAGUUAGCAUAAGAAACUUUAAUUGUAAGCGCCAGUGCAGCUUAGGCUUCUAUAAGCAUUUGAAGAGUAAUUUUAGAUAAUAUUGGUAAGACACUAAUAGCGCAUUGUCGAUAUUAGGAAGCGAAAA